This is a messenger RNA of Auanema sp. JU1783, 1093 nucleotides long. Lineage: Eukaryota; Metazoa; Nematoda; Chromadorea; Rhabditida; Rhabditidae. The record is from the annotation of a GenBank genome assembly.
AACGCAACAAUCACAUGGAAUGCACACUACGACCACCCAGAAAGGAAUUACAUUUCGCUCGGAAGAUACGACGCUCUCGUAUCAAAGGAAACCGUACUACUGCCAAUUGCCCAAAGCGCAUUCAUCGUCACCGAAAUGGAUCAAAAUGCUACAAAGGAAUUAGGAAAGAAAGUGUACCAGACAACAUCAGGUACCCUAUUACACUUCCUUGAGGAAAAACGAAUCAAAAGGAGCAUGGAAAUCAAGCAGGAAUACCCAAAAUGGUUUUUCAACAUCACCGAGUAUCCGUUCCUUAGACUAACAGCAAGCAGAGUAGGAACUAUUCGGAUUUACAGAAACUAUAUGGAAAGCAAGGAGGUCGAUCCCGAUUACACCCUGGCAAGCUGGACUAAGUACAACAACAGAGAUGCAGCCAUUAUGAAGUACCUAAACGUCAAUAACAAUAGUUUAAGAUACCGACUCACAUGGCAUAACUAUACCGAUGUGAACUUAGCUAUUCUUCAUACAAUGGCAGAAGCAGAAAUAACAAAAGCAACCGAACUGUGGACGAAUAGCCUGACACCAAGACAACUUUGUAAUCAACUAGCAAAAAGAAUCACAACCUCGGAAUUUCACAAAUUAGCCAAUAACCUUCAAGGGGACUACUUCAACAGAGGUAAACAGAUUGCUUUUAAACUAGCCCAGACUUCCGCCGUCAUGCCAUCUGGAGACAUCGUUCCUUCUAUGUCCGAGUUCGUAUUCCAACUCAUGCCACCAAAGAAGCCAACACUCCUGAAGCCGAUGAAUACCGAACAAUUAGAAAGCAGGAUGAAGGAAGCGAUGGAGAUAAUGGAAGCAAUGAAGAAUGUCAAAAUGGUCUUGGGACAACAAGCAGAAAGCCAAAGGAAGAAAGAUAACGAAGAAUGGAGAAGGAAAAUCAUAGCAGCCAAAACAAAACCAGUAAAUUUUCCCAAUUAUACUACUAUUUUCGAUGACCAGGAUGCCGCAUUUGGAUUCAGAAGAAAAACGGACACAUUAGAGCUACCAGGAGACAACGAAAACAGCUUUGAAAAUACGAUUUUAAGAUUAUUCCAAACCCCAGGAAUAAUGCCAU